Molecule: messenger RNA, 1131 nt
Organism: Cydia fagiglandana
Lineage: Eukaryota; Metazoa; Arthropoda; Insecta; Lepidoptera; Tortricidae
Exons: 4
Coding region: 1-1131 (376 amino acids)
Source: RefSeq, a predicted model, not a curated record
AUGUUUUAUUAUUAUUUUCGUGUUUUUAAUUGGUUCUGUACCGCAUUCGGCAUGAAGAAACCAUUUCUGUUGUCGAACGGGCAGGCCUGCAACUUUACCUAUUGGAGUAAAUUUUGGUCUGUCAUGGUGAUUACUAUCUUUAUAGUUUUACAUUUUACAUCAGACAAUGAGAGUACUAAAGAAGGCAUCAAAACUUACUUAGACGAUAUAUCGGAUAUCAAUGAAUUAAUAUUCAAUAUAAUUGUACUAGUCAUAGACUUUUUUCAUCCCUCAACAUUGUGGUCGGAGCUAUAUAUGACUUUAAGCAAUAUAUUUAAUUGUUUGAAGUUAAGUAAUCGUAAUUUAAAGAUGAUUGCUUUGAAACUAUAUGUGUGGAUUUUUUUGCCAAGCGUUGUAUUCAUUCCAAUCUUUUUUAUGGAAAUCUUUAUUCCACAAUUUGCCCAAUUUACUAUUCUUAUAAAGGUGCCGGGUUAUUUGGCAAUUUUGCAUUUAGUGAUUCAUUUGCACCUAGUGUUGGCUGUAUUAAGGAACAUAAAUGAAAUAUUGAAUAAGGCACAUGUAAAAGACACCGAAAUAACGUUUUUAACGAAGGAAUCAAGCAUGUUCAGAUAUUUUUUAAAUACCAAAAUUAAUUUUAUGGAAGCGGAUGUCUCGGAUUCCAAUUUUAGUAUCCAAUCCCUAUGCAAAAUUUAUGAUGAUUUAAUCACUUGCAUUCAAUUAUUGGAGAAACUUCAUGGAAAACAAAUAUUAUGUACUAUUUGGAUGAUGUUCUCCGGUGCAGUGAUUAGAGUUACUCUGAUGAGUUGCGAGGAGGUAGAAUGUCCCUGGCUAAUAACGAUAAGAAUUGUACUACCAUUUAUUUGGUCAAGUCUUUGUUGUAUUGUGGACGACCAGUUAAAGCAGGAGGUGGAGUUGACUGAAAUAAUUAUCAUGAAGCAUUUGAUUGACUUUAAAUGUGAUCUUUCCAGAAAAAAAGUUCUAGAAACAUUCAAGCAACUCGUUAGUACAAAUAAAUUACAAUUCUCCGCCGGUAGCCUUUUUUGUGUGAACUAUCAUCUGAUUAUUGGGACUGUCAUGAACGUUAUUACUUACAGCAUCAUUUGCAUUCAAUUGUUUUUAAGAACCGAUUAA